UCAUAACAAUCCUACUAUAUAAAAGAAGCUAUUUUUAGAGCUUCUAAGGGGUGCCACAUCAGAUGAAAUAUUCCUGACCAAUUAAAGUGACAUGUCAUACUUAUGUUUGUGUGUGUAUUCUUUACGCCGACGUCAUGUUUUCUGCCACGUCAAACACCUUCUCUUUCUUCGAGCGUAGUCUUCUUAGUGUCCUAUAUUCCACCACCGAUCUCAGAACCCAUGUGUAACGCUAUCGUUCCUCAUUGAAGCCACUUGACAACGUCUCUCCAUUAACUACCUCUCUGUCCAGCUCUCCCACUAUGUCGACUUUAAUAACCCAUUUCUCAACUUCCAUCAAAAAUCUCUAAUUCCUGAGACUAUAAAUAGGAGAGAUGAGAACCUCUAGAAAUCUCUCUGCUUCACGAGAUUCAAUCAUAUUCCUUCUUUACUACACACAAUUUGCAACGGUGGUGUUAUCCCAUAUAUUUCUUUACGAUUUGAAAAUUUGACAGUAGUCCUCAGAUGGUGGUGCCACGUUUCAUGGGUUUAUGGAAAGCACGUAAUGUCGCAGAAAAAAAGCUGAGACGAGUCAAAAGGUGGAGUUUUCAUGUCCCCUCAAUGAUAUAAUUUAAUUUUAUUAUGUUUUUUCUCUAAUAUUUGUUCCAGUUCCUUAAGAACUUUUCAUGUCCCCUCAAUGAUAUAAUUUAAUUUUAUUAUGUUUUUUCUCUAAUAUUUGUUCCAGUUCCUUAAGAACAUUAUGUUGUGUGGGCUUAAGAAACUAAAAUUUUGAUCUGCUAUUGCCUUUUGAAAUGACAUACCCUAUUGGUCAGCGUUAGAUUUGAAAGUCUGGGCACUUCUUUUGUUUUAUUUCUAUGUUUGUUCGUGUAUUGUGUCUUUUUGAUUAUGUUCUCUUAGAUUGUUUCUACAAAACCUUUGUUUCUCUUUGAGCUUCCUGUUGAGCAUAGUUGAGCAACCAUAUCUUCUUUUGUUUGCUGUUGAAAUCAUUAUAGACUCAUUGCAAGUGUUCUUAAAGUAAUGUUUUUAUUACCCCUCUCCCAGGUAUCUACAGAGCAAGUAACUCCAGAGUGAUCAGAGACAGAAGUAGGAGACAAAGAAGAGGUGACAUUAACGGAUCAGAGAGAUUGACGAGAACAAUCAACAGACGACAGACUGUAAAACCCGGAAGGGUCCAAAACUCUGCCGUGUCCAAGAUGCAAGAGCAUGGACACUAAGUUCUGUUAUUACAACAACAUAAACCAGCCUCGCCAUUACUGCAAAGCCUAUCAGAGAUAGUGGACUGUCCACGGGACUAUGAGGACUGUACAUGAGGGUGCAGGAAGGUGCAUGAAGCCGCUACAACAAAAUUUUAUCCUCUUAUUACCGUCACAUGACAAUCUCCGAAGCUCUAGAGGCUGCAAGGUUUGUUCAGAAAAUACAUACCAACACUCGAGUCCUGAGUUUUGGUGUAGAGAAUGUAUUGCUUUAGCGGCUCAUCUGUGACCACUUCUAUCAAUCACUCACUACAAAUAGUUUAAAUUAACGAGACGAUUCCCGAAACUCAUGUGCAUGAUCAUCAUAUCGUCUAUCAUUGUCUAAUUUGGGUUAUUCCUCCUUCACCAUUUCCUUCAUGCACGUAAAAACAAAUAUAUAUAUAUAUAUAUUCUCUUACAUAUAACUAAAAACCAAGAAUAAAAAUAUAAAAAUAAAAUAUAAAUUUUAAUCCGUUGUGAUAAAAUCCAUUAUUUUCAUCAAAACUAAGUAACUAUGAUAAAAAAAAGCAAUUAGAUCGUAAUUAUUUUCUCUUUCAGAUAAAUGCAUACUUCAAUUUUGUAAAACGUCAUAAAGUUUUUCUCUCAUGUUAUAACUGUUAUAAGUUCUACACAAUUAGCAUAUAACCCAAACAUAUUGGAAUAUAUGUUAGCAUCUUCUAUAAAUUAGUUACUUAAGUAAUUUAAAUAAUUUAUUUUAUUAUUUUUAAGUUAAACAUCUACAGUCUUAUGAAUUAAUACAAGAAAUAGAAAAUUAUACACUAUUUUGAAUAUAUAUUUUCAUAAUUUUUGUAGAAAUUCAUUAGAGUUUUGAAAAUUUCUAAAUUAAUAAUACAUUUUCCUAUCAAAUUAUUAAAUAGUUUUAUUUGAUUUUCAAAUAUAAUAACAUAAUUAUGAUUCAAACAAACGUGUAUAUUUAUAAGGAAUAAUAGUUACUUUUUUUUUACAGUAAACAUUCACAAACUCAUGUUGACUCUGUAAACCAAAGUGGUAGUUCUGCAUCCAUAUGUACGACGAAAGACGGUUGUUUCCGAGAAUAGUUACUAUGAUGAGGUUUUCAUGCUGAUUACCUAAUUUAAAGUAAUUUAUUAAUAAUGAGUCUGCUAUUUUUCCAUAGUUUUUUUUCAAACUGGUAUUUUUACAUAGUUUAAAUUAGCAAUUUAAAAAAAAAAAAUAGUGUCACUAGAUUCAUUAAGCUAACGUACAAAAGAGAAAAUAAUAUAUGUUACUGUGUUCUAUAGAAUCGACUACUGUUUAAAAAUAAUUUAUUAUAUUUACUACUAAAAUCAAGAUAGAAAAUAUUUAAAUGGUCAAAUAAUUAUAUUUUCUUAUUUUUAAUGGUAAAAAUGGUUUGUAUAGAAAUAAUACUAAAACAAAUAGUAAAAAUUUUGGUAAAAAUAAAAAAAAGUUAUUUUUAUUUUUCUUGAGAAUAAAAUAAAUAUUUAAGAUUUAUUUAUAUUAUUUUGUUUGUUGCUUUCCCGCCCGAAGGGCGGGUUGGAUCCUAGUAACAAAUAAAAAGUCUUGACGUUACUUUUAAUUCUACAGUGAAAACAGGUUAUAUGUGCAGAAUAAUAAUAUAUCCACCUGAUUUGUCAUUAAACCCCAUAAAAUCAACGGAAAUGAAUAGACAUCCACAUGAUGUAAUAGCUAAGGUUAACCAAAGCCAACGGGACCACAAGUCCACAGAAAAAUCUUGCAACUUAUUUAUAUAUAGAGAAUGGAGUACAAAGUGACCGAGUGAAAAAACCAAAAUUCCAAAAAACUUGGAAAGAACCACAAAUAGGUCAAAGAAUGGGUGGAGAAAAGAACACGGCGAGGGAGACGGUGGGGGAGGAGCCACUCAGCCCAUGCUCACGGCUGUUCAAUUCUCCGGAUUUUAACUGUGCGAUAAUCGUCAUAAUGGGAUGCAAAGUCAAAGGAAACCCACCUGCCAUCAUCGACGGCCUUAAACACACUCUCGUUAAUCAUCCUCGCUUUUCCAGCAUUUUAAUUCAGGAGAUGAAGAAUGGGAAGAAAGGGAAACCGAGUUGGGUUCGGACGGAAGUUAGAGUAGAAGAUCAUGUGAUUGUUCCUGAUAUAGAUCCCAACAUUGAAAAUCCUGAUCAGUACCUUGAACACUAUAUCUCUAAGUUAACGACCGUUCCUAUGGAUUUUUCUAAACCAUUAUGGGAAAUUCACUUACUCUGCCUCAAAACAUCAAACGCUGAGUCCAUUGGCCUUCUCAAGAUCCAUCAUUCUUUGGGUGAUGGAAUGUCUCUCAUGUCUCUUUUCCUCGCUUGCACCCGAAAAACAUCAGACCCUGAGGCCUUGCCUACUGUCUCGGUUCAGAGAAAACAGUUCGGACCGAGCAGUUACAAUGGUUUCUUCAACAAGAUUUGGUGGUUAUUUGUGGGGCUUUGGUUCAUCCUAAGAUUGGUUUUCAACACUUUUGUUGAUGUCUUAAUGUUUGCUCUAACAAUUUGUUUCUUGAGGGAUACGGAAACUCCUCUCUUGGCCAAACCCGGUACUGAACUUGUACCAAAGAGGUUCGUCCACCGGAUUAUCAGUUUCGACGAUGUUAAGCUGGUGAAAAACGCAAUGAAAUUGACGGUAAACGAUGUUCUUCUUGGAGUAACGCAAGCUGGACUUUCGCGGUAUCUUAGCCGGAGAUAUGAUCAAGAAGCAACACCCAAAUCUAAAGAGUCAAUGAGAAAAUUCCGACUUCGUUCAGCCAUUAUGAUUAACUUGAGACCAAACACUGGAAUAGAGGCUCUAGCGGAUAUGAUGGCCAAGAAAUCGAAAUGCAGAUGGGGAAAUCUCUUCGGUUACAUCCUCCUGCCAUUCUCUGUCGGCCUGGAGACUGACCCUCUAGAAUACGUGCGCCGAGCUAAAGUUACGGUCGACCGCAAGAAACACUCCCUAGAGGCUGUAUUCUCUAUGGCAUUCUUUAAACUGAUACUAAAAGUCCUGGGGCUCAAGGCAAGUGUAGUUCUUGUAAGGAAAGUGAUCCAUAACACGACGUUGACGUUCUCCAAUGUCGUCGGUCCAAAAGAAGAAAUAACCUUUCACGGCCACCCGUUAUCUUAUAUCGCCCCUAGUGUUUUUGGACAUCCACAUGCUCUUACUGUACAUUUCCAGAGUUAUGAGAAGAAGGUCAUAAUAUCAGUAACGGCCGAUCCAACAGUCAUUCCUGACCCUCACAAGAUGUGUGAUGAUUUUGUGGAGUCUCUCAAGUUAAUUAAAUCCUCUGUUCUAGAAAGAGGGUUAUAUGAGAUGGAGGUUUAAUAAAAAGUACUUUCUGUACAAACAAACUCAAGCUAUUCUAAAUGUACUUAAUAAAAGACAGGCUAUCUUGAAUGAAGUAAAGAUUAUCAAAGUGGAAACUGUGCAUCCUUGUAUUAUUUUUAAACUUACUAAUCCAAGUUUGUUUUCUUUCUU
This is a messenger RNA of Brassica rapa (field mustard), 4664 nucleotides long. Its product is annotated as O-acyltransferase WSD1. Gene Ontology annotation, biological process: triglyceride biosynthetic process. Gene Ontology annotation, molecular function: diacylglycerol O-acyltransferase activity. Gene Ontology annotation, cellular component: plasma membrane. NCBI's taxonomy places the organism in Eukaryota, Viridiplantae, Streptophyta, Magnoliopsida, Brassicales, Brassicaceae. The record is from RefSeq and is a predicted model, not a curated record.